Molecule: messenger RNA, 7369 nt
Organism: Talpa occidentalis (Iberian mole)
Lineage: Eukaryota; Metazoa; Chordata; Mammalia; Eulipotyphla; Talpidae
Gene: SPTA1
Product: spectrin alpha, erythrocytic 1
Exons: 52
Coding region: 91-7332 (2413 amino acids)
Biological process (GO): actin cytoskeleton organization
Cellular component (GO): cell junction; plasma membrane; cell projection
Molecular function (GO): calcium ion binding; actin filament binding
Source: RefSeq, a predicted model, not a curated record
UUCAUGUGAAUGUUUCCUCUCUGUGUCUCUGAUACAUUUUACCUUGCAGGUUAGAUUCUAGAAGGAGAGCUCUUUUCAAAGGAAACCGUUAUGGAGAGUGGUGGCUCAAAGGUGCUGGAGACAGCAGAAGAAAUCCAGGAGAGGCGUCAGGAGGUGUUGGCUCGGUAUCAGAGGUUCAAGGAGCUGGUUGCUGAGAGGGGGCAGAAGCUAGAAGAGUCCUAUCACUACCAGGUGUUUAGACGGGAUGCAGAUGACCUGGAGAAAUGGAUCUUGGAGAAACUCAAGAUUGCAGGCGACAAGAACUAUGAAGAUCCAACAAACAUACAGGGAAAAUAUCAGAAGCAUGAAUCCUUUGAAGCAGAGGUGCAAGCAAAAUCAAGGGUCAUUCCUGAGCUGGAAGAAAUCAGGAAAGUUCGAUUUGCUGAGGGUCAUUUUGCCCAUGAGGAUACCAAGGUCCACCUGGAAGAGCUGCGGCGCCUAUGGGACCUGCUGCUGGAGCUGACUCAGGAGAAGGGCACCCUGCUACUGCGUGCCCUGAGGCUCCAGCAGUACCUGCAGGAGUGUGCAGACAUCCUGGAGUGGAUCGCAGACAAGGAGGCAAUAGUGACAUCGGUGGAGCUGGGUGAUGACUGGGAGCGCACAGAGGUUCUGCACAAGAAGUUUGAAGAGUUCCAGGUGGACCUGGCAGCUCGAAAGGGCAGAGUGGAUGGAGUAAACCAAUAUGCCAAUGAGUGUGCUGAGGAGAACCACCCUGAGCUGCCCCUGAUCAAGUCAAAGCAGGACGAGGUGAAUGCUGCCUGGGGGCGUCUCCACGGCCUGGCCCUCCAGCGACGGAAAACCCUAUCCAAUGCUGCAGACCUCCAGAGAUUCAAAAGGGAUGUGAUGGAAGCCAUCCAGUGGAUCAAGGAGAAGGAGCCUCUACUCAUGUCUGAGGACUAUGGCAAGGACCUCGUGAGCUCCGAGGCUCUGUUCCACAGUCACAAGGGACUCGAAAGGAACCUUGCUGUCAUGCACGACAAGGUAAAAGAGCUAUGCGCCAAAGCAGACAAGCUGAAGAUUUCCCAUCCUUCAGAUGCCCCUCAGAUCCAGCAGAUGAAAGAGGAUCUCACCUCCAACUGGGAGCAUGUUCGUGCCUUGGCCACCAGCAGAUAUGCAAAGCUGCAGGCCUCUUACUGGUACCAGCGGUUCUUGUCUGACUAUGAGGAGCUCUCAGGCUGGAUGAAGGAGAAGACCGCACUGAUCAACGCUGAUGAGCUGCCCACGGACGUGGCUGGUGGGGAAGCCUUGCUGGACAGACAUCAGCAGCACAAGCAUGAGAUUGACUCUUACGAUGACCGUUUCCAAUCUGCGGACGAGACUGGACAAGACCUGCUGGAUGCCAAUCACGAGGCCUCCGAGGAAGUUCGGGAAAAGAUGGCCAUACUUGCCAACAACUGGGCAGCUCUGCUGGGACUGUGGGAUGAGCGCCAGCGUCAGUAUGAACAUUGCUUGGACUUGCACCUCUUCUACCGUGACAGCGAGCAAGUGGACAGCUGGAUGAGCAGACAAGAGGCCUUCCUGGACAAUGAGGACCUGGGAAACUCUCUGGGCAGUGUGGAAGCCCUUCUCCAGAAGCAUGAUGACUUUGAGGAAGCCUUCACUGCCCAGGAGGAGAAGAUCACAACGUUGGACAAGACAGCAACGAAACUGAUUGACAAUGACCAUUAUGAUUCCGAGAAUAUCGCUGCUAUCCGGGACGGGCUGUUGGCCCGGCGGGAUGCCCUGCAGGAAAGGGCCGCCAUUCGACGUAGAAUGCUGGAGGAUUCAUUGCUUCUGCAGCAACUGUAUCAAGACUCAGAUGACCUGAAGAACUGGAUCAAUAAGAAGAAAAAGUUGGCAGAUGAUGAAGAUUACAAGGAUACACAGAACUUGAAGAGCCGUGUUCAAAAGCAGCAAGUCUUUGAAGAAGAAUUGGCAGCGAAUGAGAACCUGCUUAAUAACUUAGAGAAAACUGGCCAGGAGAUGAUUGAAAGAGAGCACUAUGCCUCUGAAAACGUGGCAGCUCGUGUGAGUGAGGUUGCCAGCCUCUGGAAGGAACUGCUGGAGACAACAGCUCAGAAAGGGACCCAGCUGCACGAAGCGAACAAGCAACUGCAAUUUGAAAAUAAUGCAGAAGACCUGAGGCGCUGGCUGGAGGAGGUGGAGGGGCAGGUCACCUCCGAGGAUUAUGGAAAAGGUCUGGCCGAUGUGCAGAAUUUACUCCGGAAACAUGGCCUCCUGGAGUCAGCUGUAACAGCUCGCCAGGAUCAGGUGGAUACCCUCACAGACUUGGCUGCUUAUUUUGAAGAAACAGGCCAUCCAGAUGCUGGGGACAUACGGGCAAGGCAGGAAUCCCUGGUUUCCCAGUUCAAUGCUCUGAAAGAGCCACUGGCUGUCCGGAAGAAGAAGCUCAUUGACCUCCUCCGCCUGCAACAGAUCUGUAGAGACACAGAGGAUGAGGAGGCCUGGAUCCAGGAGACUGAGCCCUCAGCAACUUCCACCUACCUCGGUAAGGACCUGGUUGCCUCCAAGAAUCUUCUAAAUAGGCACCAAGUCAUCCUUGCUGACAUUGCCAGUCAUGAGCCACGCAUCCGGGUGAUAACCGAGAGAGGGAACAAAAUGGUAGAGGAAGGACACUUUGCUGCAGAAGAUGUAGCCUCUAGGGUCAAGAGUUUGAACGAGAACAUGGAGUCUCUUCAGGCUCGGGCUGCAAGACGGCAGAAGGACCUUGAGGCCAAUGUCCAGUUCCAGCAGUACCUGGCUGACCUACAUGAGGCAGACGCGUGGAUCAGAGAGAAGGAACCUAUUGUAGACAACACUAACUAUGGGGCUGAUGAAGAAGCAGCUGGGGCUCUUCUGAAGAAGCAUGAGGCCUUCCUAGUGGACCUCAACGCAUUCGGAAACAGCAUGCAGGCGCUACGGGAUCAGGCAGAGGCCUGCCAGCAACAACAGGCAGCGCCAGUGGAGGGAGCAGCUCGAGAGGAGAGGGUGGUGGCCUUAUAUGACUUCCAGGCUCGGAGCCCCCGAGAAGUCACCAUGAAGAAAGAUGACGUCUUAACUCUGCUCAGCUCCAUCAACAAGGACUGGUGGAAGGUGGAAGCAGACGAUCACCAGGGCUUCGUGCCAGCUGUUUAUGUCAGGAAACUGGCCCAUGAUGAGUUCCCUACACUCCCCCAGCGGCGACGAGAAGAGUCAGGCACUAUCACCCAGUGCCAGGAACAGAUCGAGAACCAGUACCACUCCCUCCUCGACCGGGCAGAGGCACGUAGGCGGCAUCUACUGCAACGUUACAAUGAGUUCUUGCUGGCUUAUGAGGCGGGAGACAUGCUGGACUGGAUCCGAGAGAAAAAGGCAGAAAACACUGGGGUGGAACUCGACGAUGUUUGGGAACUGCAGAAAAAAUUUGAUGAGUUCCAGACGGAUUUGAAGACCAACGAGCCUCGAUUGAGGGAUAUCAACAAGGUAGCUGAUGAUCUUCUAUUUGAAGGGCUUCUAACACCAGAAGGAACUCAGAUCCAGCAGGAAUUGAAUUCCCGCUGGGGCUCGCUGCAGAGGCUCGCAGAGGAACAGCGCCAGCUGCUGGGCAGUGCCCACGCUGUCCAGAUGUUUCACAGAGAAGCAGACGACACGAAGGAGCAGAUUGAGAAGAAGUGCCAGGCCCUCAGUGUUGCUGACCCCGGCUCAGACCUGUUCAGUGUCCAGGCCCUUCAGCGCCAGCAUGAAAGCUUUGAGAGAGACCUCAUACCCUUGGGGGAAAAAGUGACUAUAUUGGGGGAGACAGCAGUGCGGCUCAUGGAGUCCCACCCAGACGCCACAGCAGACCUGCAGAGACAGCGUGUGGAGCUGAAUGAGGCCUGGGAUGACCUGCUGGGGCGUACAGAAGACCGCAAGGAGAGCUUAAGUGAGGCCCAGAAGUUCUACCUCUUCCUCAGCAAGGCCAGGGACCUAGAGAAUUGGAUCAGUGGCAUUGGUGCCAUGGUGUCAUCACCGGAGAUGGCUGAGGACUUAACUGGCACAGAGAUCUUGAUGGAGCGUCACCAGGAACAUCGUGCUAACAUGGAGGCAGAGGAUCCCACCUUCCAGGCCUUAGAAGACUUCGGGAUAGAGCUUAUAGGCAGUGGGCACCGAGCCAGUCCUGAAAUUGAGGAAAAGCUUCAAGCUGUCAGGCUAGAGAGAGAUGGUUUGGAAAAGGCUUGGGAACAACGCAAGAAGAUGCUAGAUCAGUGUCUGGAGCUGCAGCUGUUCCAUGGGAACUGCGAUCAGGCAGAGAGCUGGAUGGUGGCCCGGGAGAACAUCCUGCGGUCAGAUGAUAAGGGCUCCCUGGACAGUCUGGAGGCAUUGAUGAAGAAGCGGGAUGACUUGGACAAAGCCCUCGCUGCCCAGGAAAAGAAGAUCUCUGAGCUAGAGCUGUGCGCUGAGCGGCUCAUCGCAGACGACCACUAUGCCAAGGGGGAGAUCGCUGCUCGGCUCCAGCGGGUGCUGGACAGAUGGAAGGCUCUCAAAGCCCAGCUGCUUGCUGAGAGGACAAAACUAGGAGACUACGCUGACCUGAAACAAUUCUACCAUGACCUUGAGGAGCUAGAAGAGUGGAUUAGUGAGAUGCUGCCCACAGCCUGUGAGGAAUCCUACAAAGACCCCACCAACAUUCAGGCAAGUCCACGACAGGAGAAAUACCUGAAGCACCAGACCUUUGAAAAUGAGGUCUACGGCCGAGCUGAGCAGGUGGAAGGCGUCCUCAACCUGGGGAACUCCCUGAUCGAGCGGAGGGCAUGUGAUGGCAACGAAGAGACUGUGAAGGGUCAACUGGAAGAGCUGGAGAAACACUGGGAUUACCUGCUUGAAAGAACAAUUGACAAAGGGCAGAAGCUCAACGAGGCUAGUCGUCAACAGAGAUUCAACACAGGCAUCCGGGACUUUGAGUUCUGGCUCUCAGAGGCAGAGACUCUGCUGGCCAUGAAAGAUCAGGCCAGGGACUUGGCUUCAGCAGGAAACCUACUCAAGAAGCACCAGCUGUUGGAGACAGAGAUGUCAGCCCGAGAGGAUGCUCUCAAGGACCUGAAUGAGCUGGCCACUGAACUGCUGUCCAGUGGAACUUUCAAUGCUGAGCAGAUUGUGGAGAAAAGGGAUAACGUCAACGAGCGCUUCCUCCAAGUCCAGCAUUUGGCAGCCACACACCAUGAGAAACUGAAGGAGGCCCACGCCUUGUUCCAGUUCUUCCAGGACCUGGAUGACGAGGAGUCAUGGAUGGAAGAGAAGCUGGUCCGCGUGAGCUCCCAGGACUAUGGGAGGGACCUACAGGGGGUGCAGAACUUACUGAAGAAGCACAGACGCCUAGAAGGGGAGCUGGUAGCACACGAGCCAGCCAUCCAGAAUGUGCUGGACAUGGCGGAGAAACUGGGGGACAAGGUCACGGCGGGCAGAGAGGAGAUCCGCGAACGCCUGGCUUGGUUCGUUCGACACUGGGAGGAGCUCAAUGAGUUGGCCCAGGCUCGAGGACUGCGGCUGGAGGAGUCCCUCGAAUACUUGCAGUUCAUGGCGAAUGCGGAGGAAGAGGAGGCUUGGCUCAGUGAGAAGGAGGCCCUGGUUGCCCGCGGAGAUUCUGGAGACACCUUGGCUGCUACCCAGAGCUUGUUAAAGAAACACGAAGGAUUGGAUAACGACUUUGCUGUGCACGAGACCCGAGUGCAAAAUGUGUGUGCUCAGGGAGGAGACAUCCUAAGCAAGGGGGACAGCCAGCACCAGGAGAAGAUUUCUGCCAAGAUAGAGGCUCUGAAGGCAAAGACCCCUUCUCUGUCUAAAGCAAUCGCUGUCUGGAAGUUGCAACUGGAAGAUGAUUAUGCUUUUCAGCAGUUCAACUGGAAGGCUGACGUGGUAGAGGCUUGGAUUGUGGAGAAGGAAACCAGCCUGAAGACUGAUGGCAAUGGCGGGGACCUGGGUGCCUUUCUCACCCUCCUAGCAAAGCAGGACACGCUGGACGCCAGCCUGCAGAGCUUCCAGCAGGAGAGGCUGUCUGAGAUAACUGACAUGAAGGACCAGCUGGUGGCUGCCCAGCACAGCCAGACCACGGCCAUCGAGGAACGCCAUACCGCCCUGCUGCGGCACUGGGAGCAGCUGCUGGAGGCCUCCGCCGCUCACAGGCAGAAGCUGCUGGAGAAACGGCUGCCCCUGCAGAAGGCAGAGGAGCUGUUCAUGGAGUUCGCAAACAAGGCUUCAGCUUUCAACAACUGGUGUGAGAACGCCGAGGAGGACCUGUCCGAGCCUGUGCACUGUGUCUCCCUGAACGAGAUCCGGCAGCUACAGAAGGACCACGAGGCUUUCCUGGCCUCUUUGGCGGGAGCCCAGGUUGAUUUCAAACACUUGCUGGAGCUAGACCAGCAGAUUAAGGCCUUGAAUGUGCCCUCCAGCCCUUACACCUGGUUAACUGUGGAGGUGCUUGAAAGGAUUUGGAAGCACCUGCCUGACAUCAUCAAGGAACGGGAGCAGGAGCUGCAAAAGGAAGAGGCAAGACAGGUCAAGAACUUUGAGAUGUGCCAGGAGUUUGAACAGAAUGCCAGCGCCUUCCUUCAGUGGAUCUUGGAGACCAGGGCUUAUUUUCUGGAUGGAUCUUUGCUGAAGGAAACAGGAACUUUGGAAUCCCAGUUGGAAGCAAAUAAAAGGAAGCAGAAGGAGAUCCAGGCAAUGAAGCGCCAGCUGACCAAGAUCGAGGACCUGGGAGACAACUUAGAAGAGGCUCUGAUCCUGGAUAUCAAGUACAGCACCAUUGGGCUGGCCCAGCAGUGGGACCAGCUCUAUCAGCUCGGGAUGCGGAUGCAGCACAACCUGGAGCAGCAGAUCCAAGCCAAAGACACCAUUGGUGUGAGUGAGGAGACACUCAAGGAGUUUAGCACCACCUAUAAACACUUCGAUGAAAAUUUGACGGGGCGUUUGACACACAAAGAUUUCCGGUCCUGCCUGAGAGGACUCAAUUACUACUUGCCCAUGGUAGAGGAGGGUGAACCUGAGCCCAAGUUUGAAAAGUUCCUUGAUGCCGUCGACCCAGGGAGGAAGGGCUACAUCUCACUAGAGGACUACACCUCAUUCCUGAUCGACAAGGAGUCAGAGAAUAUCAAGUCCAGCGAUGAAAUAGAGAAUGCGUUCCAGUCCCUGGCAGAGGGCAAAGCCUACAUCACCAAAGAAGACAUGAAACAGGCCCUAACCCCGGAACAAGUGUCAUUCUGCGCCUCACACAUGCAGCAGUAUGUGGACCCUCGGGGUCGAGGCCACCAGGCCGGCUACGACUAUGUUGGCUUCACCAACUCCUUCUUUGGCAACUGAUAAGAUUUAUAGAAAACCUUUGUGUAGGGGGAACAGA